AUAGCAGCGGUCCAGCGGCAUGAUGGAAGUGUGCGGCUCCUCGAGUGUGACUCUGAGAGAGUUUGGUUGUGAGCAGAGUUUAUUGUCUCGACCUGACGGCUCAGCGUCCUUCAGUCAAGGAGACACAAGUGUGUUGGCCGCAGCUUAUGGACCAGCUGAGGUCAAGUUCAGUAAAGAAAUCUAUGACCGGGCAACUCUGGAGGUGUUGAUACAGCCCAAAGUGGGACUGCCAAGUGUAAGAGAGCGAUCACAAGAGCAGUGUGUGCGAGAAACCUGCGAGGCAUCUCUGCUCUUGUCACUUCAUCCUCGCUCCUCCCUCACUCUCAUUCUUCAGCUGAUACACGACGACGGUUCAAUGUUGUCCUGCUUUUUGAAUGCUGCCUGCAUGGCGCUCAUGGACGCGGGCCUGCCGAUGAGUUGCCUGUUCUGCGGCGUGACCUGUGCCAUCGACGCAGACGGUCAAAUCAUCACAGACCCCACUGCAGUGCAGGAAAAGGAAAGUCGGGCUGUGAUGACCUUUGCUAUUGACAGCACGAAACGCAAAGUAAUAAUGUCGUCCACCAAAGGAUCGUUUUCAGUACACGAGCUGCAGCAGUGUAUCGCAGUCAGUCAGAAAGCAUCGGAGAAGAUCUUCCAGUUCUACAGAGACUCCGUCAGCCGCCGAUACUCCAAAACCCUCUGAAUCAGCAGCUCUUUUCUUUUUCUCGUCUUUUUAUUUAAAAACAAUUUGUACAAUGAAUAUAAAUCGUGAUGUUAGAAUAUAACAUUUGUUCACCACUUCAUCCCUACCUUUGUGUCAGUCAGCUGUGCUGUGGGCGAAGUGAGUUUCACAUUUGAACAUUUGUGUGAAGACAUCGGUGAAGUGUUCAGUGAGUGUGAGAAAAGAAAAAGAGCAAAGAUGAAUGUCAAACAAGUGCAUUUAUUGGGAUUUAUUGAUUAUUCUCUCCGUUUUAUAUUUACACGUAAUAAAAGGAUGUGGAAUAAAUACCUCUUGUACUAACUCA
This is a messenger RNA of Pseudoliparis swirei, 1004 nucleotides long. It is a transcript of the gene exosc5, whose product is annotated as exosome component 5. The record is from RefSeq and is a predicted model, not a curated record. Gene Ontology annotation, cellular component: nucleolus; nuclear exosome (RNase complex); cytoplasmic exosome (RNase complex). NCBI's taxonomy places the organism in Eukaryota, Metazoa, Chordata, Actinopteri, Perciformes, Liparidae. The coding region runs from base 20 to 682 and encodes 220 amino acids. The transcript is spliced from 6 exons. Gene Ontology annotation, biological process: nuclear mRNA surveillance; rRNA catabolic process; poly(A)-dependent snoRNA 3'-end processing.